Messenger RNA from Branchiostoma floridae (Florida lancelet), 913 nucleotides. Its product is annotated as E-selectin-like. NCBI's taxonomy places the organism in Eukaryota, Metazoa, Chordata, Leptocardii, Amphioxiformes, Branchiostomatidae. The record is from RefSeq and is a predicted model, not a curated record.
GAACAAAUACCGAUAUUUCCGUAACAUUCAUUUGCAUAUGCUGUCAAUCAAAACAAGACAUAAGCUACAAAAGUCAACUACGCAACGUCGACUGUUUCACAACUUCCGCCCACAGCGAAGACAUCGUUUGAAAAACUACCUUUGCUUAAGACAGCAUGAAAAGUAUAAAGCUAGCCCUCGUGUUGGCGGUUACAGCGACCGGACCUGCGAGAGCGGAUCGUGGUCCGGCGAGGCCUUGGUCUGCCGACGUACAUCGGGUUGCUCCUCGCCGCCCUACCCGGCCGGAGCCUCGCGCAGCGGCUGCUCCUGGCCGUAUGCUGAGGGGGAGGUCUGCACCUACACCUGCUACUCCGGCUGGGAGCAAACCUCCGGCAACACCACUCGGACCUGCACCAACGGCCAGUGGUCCGGGGACCUGCUCGUGUGUGAGCGGACCUCAGGAUGUAGCGGCUGGUGGUCCUGGUUUUGCCGCUAAUGACGACAACAGGACAUGCGCAACAGCGUCCCAAAGCCUCAUCCAAUCACAACAAAGCACCCGCAAGUUUCAUCCAAUCACAGCCAAGAUAUGAUGCCAGACGUUUGAGUUAAGUAGGAGAUCAAACGAAAGGCGGAAAAAGAUCGCGGAGCCUCAGCUAUGUUUUCUUUGCACAGCAUGUAAGACUUAGUCCUAGCGCAUAUCACCUACUCUCAAAGCAGAGGUUAUGCUCCGCUUGUUUUUGACGUAUUUUACGGCGUUUCAUCGGGUUUUCUAUCUUCUUAGGGUUUCUAUUUUCUCUAUGUCCACCAACUGAAGAUAUGUUUUAUUCUCUGUUAAUAUUUAUUGUAAUAACAUGGACUGAACAUGCUUUAUUUUGCUUGAUAUACAUUUACAAGCGUCUAUAAAACAAUAAUAAAAGGUAUUGAACCUAUUGUC